GCGAAAGCCAAAGAGAGUCCAUCGUGGUUCAAGAAUAGAUAUAGAGAGUAGUUUGGGUUUCUGCUAUCGUCUUCCUUCCAGAAGCUUAAAAAUAUCGUAAAGCCUUUGGUGAGCGAUCAAAAGAUUACCUGCGAGAGGCUUCAUCGUCUUCUUAUACGCAUCCAUGUCUCUCUUGAACCAGCUCUUCAAUAGAGGCGUUUUCGGCACAAAAUGCAAAACAUGUCUGAACUUGGCAAUUUCGCGGAUUAAGUUGCUGCAAAACAAGAGAGAUAUGCAGCUUAAACAUAUGCGCAAGGAGAUUGCUCAGUUUUUGCAGGCUGGCCAAGAAGCAAUAGCUCGAAUUCGGGUGGAGCAUGUUAUACGAGAGCAAAACAUAUGGGCUGCUUAUGAGAUAUUGGAGCUUUUCUGUGAAUUUGUCCUCGCACGGGUUCCCAUUAUUGAGAGCCAAAAGGAUUGCCCACCAGAACUACGAGAGGCUAUAUCAAGCAUAAUUUUUUCUGCCCCAAGAUGUUCAGAAGUUCCGGAUUUAUUGCAGAUCAAGAAUUUGUUUACAGCAAAAUAUGGGAAGGAAUUUAUAGCAUCUGCCUCUGAGCUUCGUCCUGAUUCUGGUGUCAACCGAACUAUAAUUGAAAAGCUUUCAGUUAGUGCUCCCUCUGGAGAGGCAAGGCUCAAGGUAUUGAAGGAAAUCGCACAAGAGUACAAUCUGAAUUGGGAUUCUUCUAGCACGGAAGCGGAAUUCAGUAGAAAACAUGAAGAUCUGCUGGGUGGAUCCAAGCACAUAAGUGGUGGAGCUGCACUGCCUUCUCGAGCUCCUGCAAAUCAAGUGUCUUUUAGUUCUCCGCCUUCUAAUGGUGCACAUUAUAUUCAGACCGCAGAGAUUAAACCAGAACCUCAACAACACAUUCCUGCUCCAAGAUCUUUAAUUCAGACGCAUGUGUCAAGUACCGAUGAGAUUCAGCCAUCAAUUAAUAAUGAUGCAGUACCAGUUAGGGAAACAAGACCACAAUCAUCUGUGAUCCUGGAGAAAGCUCGAGCUGCCAUUGCGUCUGCUGAACGCGCAUGUGCUGCUGCCCGUUCAGCUGCUGAGCUGGUUAAGUCAUUAUAGUACUCAAAUUGAUCAUUUGAUCCCAGUGCACGAGGCACAACACUAAAGAAAACACAUGUUACUUCGGUAACACCCUUCCAAAUUCUCUUCAAAGAACGUGAAAAAGGGUACACUACUGGUGAAUAUGAUUUGUAUAUCUUGUGAUGGUGAAGAACUCGCAUUUUCUCUGACAUUAAUCAACAUUUACUGCAACCUAUUUUCUACUA
Molecule: messenger RNA, 1311 nt
Organism: Rosa rugosa (rugosa rose)
Lineage: Eukaryota; Viridiplantae; Streptophyta; Magnoliopsida; Rosales; Rosaceae
Exons: 6
Coding region: 164-1105 (313 amino acids)
Biological process (GO): protein transport
Source: RefSeq, a predicted model, not a curated record